CCAGAUGUCUGUAGAGCUGCGGCCGCAGGAGCAGUGGUUCACGGUGGUUAUGCAGGUCCUUGCUUGCUCCAGCCGAAUCUCGUUUCUUUCUUCAUUCUUUCCCCCCUAGCAAGCUUCAAAACUUCUGAAAAACUGACCCCGCUCUUCUCACUCCUGUGGACAUGGGCUUCAGUCGAGUCGCCAAUGCAGGUUUUUUUAACCACUUAACUUAUUUUCUGGCUGCUGGUGCUGUUACUUUGGGAAUUGGUUUCUUUGCUUUGGCAUCAGCUUUGUGGUUCCUGAUUUGCAAACGAAGAGAAAUAUUUCGAAAUUCCAAAUUUAAAGCAAUUGAUGAGAGAUGCAGGCAAAGAUCAUCAAAGGGAAAGAUUAAAUCUCAUUCUCAUUGUGUCUUUAUUUCUCGAAAUUUUCAUACUGGAGGAUUCCUAUCACAGGAGGAGCAAAGAAAAAAGGAAACAGCACAUAUAAAAGCAAUUAAAGAUCACUCUAAAGACGAAUUCUGCCUUGCAACGCAGAAGGUCAUUUGUGACCCCUCAGAGACUAGCUUGGCAACACAUCCCAGCAGUGUUACCUUAACCUUAUCAACACUACCAUCUAAUUCUUAUCACAGCCAAAGUAUAGAAGCAGCUGAUGACUGGUUUUUUGAUGAUACUCUAGCAAAAAAGAACUCUCCAAUGCCUUUUCUCAGGGAACCUCUACUGGAAAAAGUAUUUUCAUACCUGUCAACAAUUUCCUUAGAAGACUGUACUGAAAAUGUACUGAAUAUGGCACUUUAUGAUGAUCAGAAAGAUGACAGCAUUAAGGAAAUAUUUUCACGAAGAAAUGCAGAGGUUGAAAUACAAAACCUUCAACAUAAUAUUGAAUGACUUUUUUCUUUUGAAACAUUGUAUACACUGAAAUCAUGGAAAGUUAAAACUGAAUCACCAGCUUCUGAGUCUCUUAACAUGUCCAUACUAAUAUUACUUGUUCUUUACCUUAGAGUGGUCCUACUUCCCUUGCCAUUUCUUAUUUCUAGAAACAAAAUUACAGGAAGCAGUAGAGUGACAUUAUGAAUAUUAAGUUUAACUCCUUGUAUUUCAUCAAAGGACAUAAUAAAUAAUAUGAAUGUAUUUCAACAUACAAGAGAAAUACUUUUAAAAACCUUCAGCAUAAAUAGAUUUUUGAAUAAAACAUUCACAACAUUUCCUUAUACUUUUGACAUUUUCAAUUUUACUUCCAUGUGGGUAGGGCUGGGCAGAAUACUUCCAUCAGCUUUUCUGAAUUUUAAAUACAUAAAUCUCUUAACAUUCAAAUUUUAUUUUGUCAUGAUUUUGGUAAACAAUAUAAUUUUGCUCUUCUAGGGGAGCCUGGAAACUGAAGAAUCCAGAAAAUAAUUUUCUUUGCCCCUUCCUAUGUCCGUUUCUCAGAAUGGUUUCCCAAUCCUUACUCCACUAUGAUGGAAAUGUGGCCAGCUAUUUUCCUAAACCGCUGAUUCAAGCUAGAUGAAUCAGAGUUCUCACUAAUCUGAGAGAUCCUUUUUUUUUUUUUUAAACAUAUCUUUAUCAUUUUAUUAGGAAUAAUUCUAAGUGGGUAAUGCAGAAAAUUUACUGAGUUUAAUGAGUUUUCCAAAACCUCUUAAUGAAAAUAAUCUGAGAGACCCUUGGUCAGAUUUCUGUGUUUAGUCCUGAGGGAUUUCUGAAAUCAUCCACCAUGUAAUUAAUCUUUUUUCCCUUUCUCCUAAAUAGUCUCCAUAUAAUCAGUUCUCUCCUUUCUUCCUUCCCUCCUCUCUCUCUCUCUCCUUCUUUCUUUUUUGGAAGAUGACUAAAUAUAAUAUUAACUUUUGUGUUUAAGUUACUCACCUACACUUGUGCAUAUCUCCCCAAGAGAUAAAUCAUACCUAUUACAAUAAAUGAAAAGAAACUUCUCUCAAUUAAAAGUAGCGUUGCCCAUGUCUAUUGAUUCUGUCCCAUGGGAAAUAUUAAAAAGGAUUAGAAUACCUGUCUCCUGAACACCUCAUUGUUUCUACAUAGUUACUGGUUGUGAAAACAGCUCUCUUAGAUGUCCACCCCUACAUCUAAGUAAGCUAUUUGAACUCAGGGUCUGUAAGGAACAGCGUAUAUAUAAAUUGUUCUCUGUCUCUUGGUGUCUCACCAACUUAUAUCUUACUACCUAUCCCAGAGAAGUUAUCUCUAAUUUUGCUAAGAUGUUAAAACUUUUCUAGGAAUUUGGGAUUGGAGAUAAGAGAGUCUAGCUUUGAUUUGAUUAGUCUCUGGAAUAGCGGAAACAACCUGAGGAGCUAUGGGCUACGUUUGGGAAGGAAAAAUAGUAAAUCUGCAGUGAGAGAGCAGCGAAGCACUUGCAAAGUAAAAAGCAGAGAUGAGAGAUAAGGCGAAUGUGAUUCCUGCUUUCUAAUAGUCGUCCAUUUCCUUAUUCCAGCCCUUCGUGAAGCUGCCCUUGGCUUAGUAUGGCAGUCUGGUAUCCUAAUAAUAAUUUCCCCUGUUUGCUUAAGCUAGCAAGAUUUGAUAUUUAUUAAUGUCCUGUUUUUAACUGUGGUUCUGGGCUUUGGUAGGGUACCCUUGUAAUUUUAUAAUAAAUUGUCCUUUUUGCAUAAAGUAAAAAGAGUUCUGUUUCUGUUAA
Mustela erminea (ermine) is the source of this 2613-nucleotide messenger RNA. RefSeq names its product chromosome 10 C1orf185 homolog (gene C10H1orf185). Bases 162 to 863 code for a protein of 233 amino acids. The record is from RefSeq and is a predicted model, not a curated record. NCBI's taxonomy places the organism in Eukaryota, Metazoa, Chordata, Mammalia, Carnivora, Mustelidae. The transcript is spliced from 5 exons.